UCUCUCUCUCUCUCAUCCUCUCUUUGCUGUCCUUUCUUCUCUUUGCGCCUUCGAAACAUGGAGGAUGUGAUGAAAGGCUACAAGGUGUCGGCUUUUGGCGACUGGAAUUUCUACGAUGAGAAGCCGAUAGCACAAGGCUUGCAGUCGAUAAUGGACACCGACUUCGUCCAAGCUCACUUCUUCGUGGGAGAUGGCGAGGAUCUCUUCAAGGUGUUGUCGCCUUACGGGCAUCAGCCCAAGACGACGGGAAAGAGGAGAGGAAUCGAAGGAGAAGGGAAGAAGGUGUACUAUGAGCGGAAGAGGAGGAAGCCUAAAGCUGUUGAUGAAGACCUUUACAAGAUACCUCCGGAGCUGCUGUAUCAAAUACCAAAGAAGAAGAAGUUGCUUUGGAAGUUUUGGGCAGGCUGUCUGUGCCUCAACUGUAUUGCCUGAGAGGUCCAGUAGAUUUCUUGGAGGGGCAUUUUGUAUGACAGAUUGUAUGUACUUCCAACUAUGAUGAAAUGCAAGAGCUUGUUCACUACUCAGCAAUACUGUACUUGUAACAAUGUUCUUCUAGCCAUCAAAUACUCUCCAAUUUCUCAA
Messenger RNA from Musa acuminata subsp. malaccensis (wild Malaysian banana), 582 nucleotides. RefSeq lists its product as uncharacterized. Lineage: Eukaryota; Viridiplantae; Streptophyta; Magnoliopsida; Zingiberales; Musaceae. The record is from RefSeq and is a predicted model, not a curated record.